Molecule: messenger RNA, 10278 nt
Organism: Zootoca vivipara (common lizard)
Lineage: Eukaryota; Metazoa; Chordata; Lepidosauria; Squamata; Lacertidae
Gene: GUCY1A2
Product: guanylate cyclase 1 soluble subunit alpha 2
Biological process (GO): cGMP biosynthetic process; response to oxygen levels
Cellular component (GO): guanylate cyclase complex, soluble
Molecular function (GO): guanylate cyclase activity; heme binding
Source: RefSeq, a predicted model, not a curated record
GGCGGCGGAGAGAGGAGAGGGGCGGGCAGGCGGGAGGGCGAGUGGGGGGCGGUUGGCAGAUCCACGCAGGAGGAAGAGGUGGGCGGCGGACGGAGGCGUCUCCUUUAAAUCCUCCCGGCUGCAAGCAAGGCAGCGCAUGUGGACGCGAGCGAGGAAGGCAGGGGCAGCGAGAGAGGGAUCUCGGCGCCCUCCCGAGCAAUGACCAGCCGCGCGAUCGCCAGCCCUGCGGGACUCCCUGGCCGCUGCCACCGCGCCUCGCCGGAGCUGCUCGCCAUCUGAUGCCCCCCUGGCCAAGCAGCAGGAGCAGACGCCACGCAGCAUGUCCCGGCGCAAGAUCUCGUCGGAAUCCUUCAGCUCGCUCGGCUCGGACUACCUGGAGACCAGCCCGGAGGAGGAAGGCGAAUGUCCCGUGGCCAGGCUGCUGUGGAACGGCAGCCGGAGCCCCCCUUCGCAGUCCGGGGCCACCACCCCCGUCGCCGCCACAGCCCCUCCGUUAGAGGCGGCGGCGGCAGCGGCGGGGCCAGCCGCGGUCUCGGCAGCCCCCUCGGGCUCCCGGAGGGCUCCUCGCCGGAGGAGGGUCAACCUGGACUCGCUGGGCGAGAGCAUCAGCCGCCUCACCGCCCCCACGCCUCAGACCAUAAGGCAGACUCUCCAGAGGACACUGCAGCAUUACGAGCAUCAAGUUAUUGGUUACAGGGACGCUGAAAAGAACUUCCACAAUCUCUCUAACCGGUGCUCCUAUGCAGACCGCCCUGGCAACGACGAAACUGAAGAUGUCUCAGGAAUCCUCCAGUGUACAGCAAAUAUACUCGGCUUGAAGUUUGAAGAACUGCAGGAGAAAUUUGGGGCCGAAUUCUUCAACAUCUGCUUUGACGAGAACGAGCGGGUCCUCCGGGCCGUGGGUGGCACCUUGCAAGAUUUCUUCAAUGGCUUUGAUGCUUUGCUGGAGCACAUCAGGACUUCGUUUGGAAGGCAGGCCACUUCAGAAUCCCCUUCUUUCCUAUGCAAAGAGCUCCCCGAAGGCAACCUGAUGCUCCACUACUUCCACCCUCAUCAGAUUGUUGGUUUCGCCAUGGUGGGUAUGGUCAAGGCGGCGGCCAGGAAAAUCUACCAGCUGGAAGUCGAAGUGGAGCAGAUUGCAAACGACAAAUUGUGCCCCGAGGACUCGAACCCGGGCAAUUGCAGCUGCCUCACUUUCGUCAUCAAAGAGCGUGAAAAUGCAAACAUCACAAAAGCACUUCCUCUAGGCUCUUCCCAGUCCCCCUCGGACCUGAGGAUAAGCAUCAGCAACUUCUGCCGCGCUUUCCCCUUCCACCUGAUGUUUGAUCCCAGCAUGCUAGUGCUGCAGUUAGGGGAAGGGCUUCGGAAGCAGCUCAGAUGCGAUGCUCACAAGACGCUGAGGUUCCAAGACUGUUUCGAGAUCGUUUCCCCAAAGAUCGGCGCCACGUUUGAGCGAGUCCUCCUGAGGCUGUCGACACCCUUCGUGAUCCGAACCAAACUUGAAGCGUCUGCCUCUGAAAAUACAGACAAGGUGAUGGAAAUCAAAGGACAAAUGAUUCACGUCCCGGAAUCAAACUCCAUUUUGUUUCUGGGCUCUCCUUGUGUGGACAAGCUGGAUGAGCUCAUGGGCCGAGGCCUCCACCUUUCAGACAUACCAAUUCACGAUGCCACCCGCGACGUCAUCCUCGUUGGGGAGCAGGCCAAAGCCCAGGACGGCUUGAAGAAACGGAUGGACAAACUGAAGGCAACGCUGGAACAAACACACCAAGCCCUGGAAGAAGAGAAGAAGAAAACGGUGGAUCUCCUUAUUUCCAUCUUCCCGGAAGAAGUGGCUCAGCAGCUGUGGCAAGGGCAGCAAGUUCAGGCCAGGAAGUUCGAUGACGUCACCAUGCUCUUUUCUGACAUAGUUGGCUUCACAGCGGUCUGCGCCCAGUGCACUCCCAUGCAGGUGAUCAGCAUGCUCAACGAGCUCUACACGCGAUUUGACCAUCAGUGUGGAUUCCUGGAUAUCUAUAAGGUGGAAACAAUAGGUGAUGCGUACUGUGUUGCAGCAGGGCUCCACAGACAGAACCUAAAUCACGCAAAGCCCAUCGCGCUGAUGGCCCUGAAGAUGAUGGAGCUGUCGGAGGAGGUGCUUACACCGGAUGGAAGACCUAUUAAGAUGAGGAUAGGGAUUCACUCAGGAUCUGUUCUGGCUGGAGUAGUUGGUGUGAGAAUGCCAAGAUACUGUCUCUUUGGCAAUAAUGUCACCCUAGCAAGCAAAUUUGAGUCAGGAAGUCAUCCUCGUCGCAUCAACGUCAGCCCGACAACAUACCAGCUCCUGAAAAAGGAAGAAAACUUUAUCUUCAUUCCUCGAUCCCGUGAAGAGCUUCCAGACAACUUUCCAAAGGAAAUCCCUGGGAUUUGUUAUUUCCUGGAGGUCAGAACUGGUCAGAAGCAGCCAAAAUCUUCUGUCACAUCUGCCAGAGUGAGAAAGAUUUCCUACAACAUUGGCACCAUGUUCCUCCGGGAAACGAGCCUAUGAGGCCUGCUGCAGAUCAAAGACUCAUCAAAAAAGCACAAACCCAGAACUGGGUCAUGACAGGAGAGAGGAGAUUCUUUCUGUUUCACUGCAUUGUUCCAAGCAAGCAGUAAAAGCUCCGUGAAAUGUCAGGCAAUAAUUCUUUUUAAAGGUGGGUGGCUGCAGUCCAUAAACAAACUGGGAAAAGGGUCAAGGGAGGGAGCAGGGAUUUUUAUUUUUAUUUUAAAAUCAAAUUAAAACAAAAUACCUUUCUGUUGCCAGAGCUACUGUUGGCCAUAAAUAUCAAAGUGGUAAAAGAAAGAAAGAAGAAGAAUCCAGGUUAAGUUGCUAUUAAUGGGGGAGGCAUUCCACAAAGCAUUGGGCCUCUUCUGCAAGGCCCAUUGAAAUAAAUGGAGCUUUUGGUAUAUUGCUUUGUUCUGUUCAGAAACAGGUGGGCAUUUCCUUUUAUCUGAAGAUGUAGUACCCCUGCUACUUCUUUAAACAUCCAGCAUUCACGCCAACAGAAUUGGCGUAGGCCCCCUUCACAUACAUCUGCGAAAUACAUGUAAGAGUCACGGUAGCGGUACUUGGUGAAUUGCUCUCAUAAGUUGCACCAGCUAAACAGAUUAUGAUGCAUUCCUGCAUUGAAAGGGAGGUUACCUAAAUAUGCUUCUCGGUAUUCUUUUUUUUAUUUUAAAAAAACAACACUUCAUACAAAUACUGUAGAGAUCAUUUAUAAUCAUUUCAGCAGGAGGAAUUAUAAUUCUGCAUAUAAUAUCAUAGGGGUUUUGUCUACUUUUUAUACAUUUCACUAUCUGGACAAUAUUUCACAUGCUGUAUCACAUGGGUAGGCAAACUAAGGCCUGGGGGCCAGAUCCGGCCCAAUCGCCUUCCAAAUCCGGCCCGCAGAUGGUCUGGGAAUCAGCGUGUUUUUACAUGAGUAGAAUGUGUCCUUUUAUUAUAAAUGCAUCUCUGGGUUAUUUGUGGGGCAUAGGAAUUCGUUCUCUCCCCCCCCCCCAUAGCCUAGCCCCACAUGAGAUCUGAGGGACACUGAACUGGCCCCUUGCUGAAAAAGUUUGCUGACCCCUGCUGUAUCAGAUGUGAGGCUAGACUGCUCCUGUAUAUUUUCUGCCAUCUAUCUGUCAAAGUUUCUUCUUCUUCUUCUUCUUCUUCUUCUUCUUCUUCUUCUUCUUCUUCUUCUUCUUCAUAUAAGAAAUGCCAUUUUGCUGGGGGUUUGCAAGAGCUACACUUUGAUCAUUUUCAUUUUCUGUUUAGUAGAUGUUUAUGUCUUGCAUAUUUAAACUGAUGUUCAAUAUUUGUCCCGCUGGUGGUGUUGUGUCCUGGCACCAGAACAAUGCAAGCAAAGCAGUUAUUUUCAUACUCAGUGAUUGGUAUAUUAUUGGAAAUCCUAAAGCCCCAGAGUAAAGUAAUUGUCCUUUGUAAUGAAACGUGCCUAAAAGUAGGCGGUCCAACAUCAUGACCUCAUUGUGCUCUGAACUUCUCCCAAGCUUCCAGCUAUCACUUGGGGGGGGGGGCGCAAUAAUAUACCUAUCGCCACUGGCUUUGCAUUUCCAGUUACUAACAUGGGUAGAAUAUCCAGUUAUUAAUGUUGACGGGGUGGGGACAAUCCAUUCAGUUUCUCAAGAUUUAAUAUAUUUUUAGAAGUAUCCCCUCAAAAUACCUUUCAUAUUCUAGAGCUUCAAAAGUCCUGGUGCCAUUAAUAUCCUUGAGACUACUCUAGAGUAAGCAGUUUGAGGACUGUGGUCCAGCUACUGCUUUGAUCAGCAGUAAAAUUUCACUUGUAUAUGUAGAUAAUUUCACGUUCAUUUUUUCAUGCAGACUAAUUCAGUAAGAGAUUUUCAUUUACAAAAUUGUAGUGUUCCUUUGCAUCAGUGGUGCGUCAUGCCAAGCCAAACUUUAAUAUACUCUGAAGAACAAUAAAACCACGCAUGGGGCUUUUGUCGUGAAAUCAGAACUCAGAACUGGUAAAGGGACGGAUUCUUUAAAAAUGGCCCAUUUAGCUUGUUGCAGCAAAAACAACAAAGAUCUUGUGCCAUCUUAAAAAAUUAGGCUGUAAUCCUAUACACACGUAACUUGGAUUGAAUUCAGUGGGAUUUACUUUUGGGAAGACUUGUACAGAAUUGCACAUUAGAAGAUUUAUUGUGGCAUAAGCAGGGCUGGCCCAGUUACAAAGGAGAUGGAGACAGUUGUCUCAAGUGGUCAGCACAAGGGGCAGAGAAUUUGCAAUUGGACCCCCUGUUCACUUUUGUUAUUAGCUGGGUUGGCUGCCCAUCAGCCCCUCUCCCUCCACCCAACAAGGCAAGAGUCUUGGCGUCCUACUCCUCCCCCCCCCCCCGCGCCUCAUCCUGCUCUCAGUGUCCCUCAGGGCAAGGCCUUUUGGGUGAGGUAGGCAGGAGACUGCCUAAGGCAAAUCACAGUGGCUAAAGAGACUGUUAUAAAUGUGGAAUGCCACUGAGGGCCCCCUUGGGUGAGGUGAGGAAGGAAGGAAGGGUGGAGAGGGAACAGUGGGAAAGACAACAGCACCAACACUUACUUAGGAGCAAAGAGAAAGGACGAGAAGGAAGGAAGGAUGGCAGGAGGGAAGACAAGGAUGCCAUCAUCAAAACCUCAAUGAAGAGGGGAAGUGGUGAUGGCACAGCCACUGCCUGCCUCAGGUGGCACAACCCCUUGCACUAGGCCUGAGCUUGAGCUUUCGUAGACUAGGCUCCACUUCAUUGGAUGCAUAGAGUAUUAUCUUUUGUUGGCACAUAGGUUGCUGCCACAUAGUGAUGCGUGGAGAGCUGAGCUAACAGGAAGAUCCUCAAGCCCUUCCCCCUUGGACAUUGAUGCCCAACUUCAAGCCAAGGCCAGCUUCUGGGGAGGGGGGGGGAGCAACAUAUAUCUGUUGCCACUGUUUUGCAAUAAAAUAAAAUAAAUUGCUCCAUGGAGAAGCAGCUCCCAUCAUUGGCCAAGUAUGGGUUGGGAACAUAAAGGCCAGAUGGAGGACCUUUGUUGAAUUAAUUAUUGGAUUUGAUCGAUUGUGUUUUACAUUGUUUUGACAUGAUUUGGGUUUGACUUGUUUUACAUUCUGAUAUAUGCUGUGUUUUGUUAUAAUGACAUUCCUUCAGAUAUUUUGUGUUAACAAGAACUGGGGUGGUAGUACUGUUUUGCUGUUGGCGGCUUUUGGCUUUUUUUGGAACCAAAGCUGAGUGGGGGAUGUUGAACUGUGUACAAUGCCUUGAGCUCCUUGGAGGAAAACGUGGGGUAAAAAUGUCAAUAAAUAGCCAGCCAUGCAAGAGGGAGCAUUAUGCUUCUGAGAUUGCUGUGCAGGGCAAAAGUGUAUACACGAUAAAAACUGGUGCUUUCUGGAACAUGUGGGCUCUGCAUCCCCCCUGGGAUUUGAAACCGAACGUUUCCAUUUUUCCUCAAUACUUAUGGAUGGAUAGGCAGAGAUAUACAUGCACAAGAUUAUGUUUCAUGCAUCCAACAAAGUGCUCUCUAGUCUACAAAAGCUGAUGCCACGAUACAUCUUGUUAGUCUUUAAUGUGCCACAAAACUCUUGGCUAACUUGCACAGAAGCAACUCAACACAAUUCCAGUGGAAUCUUGGUGAUUUAUGCCCUGUGUGAUCCUUGAUACCCGAAGGUGAAGCAUAGAACAUACUGUAUUUCUCUAGUAUUGCAUCCCUGGAGCUUUCUUGACAGUUAAAGAGUUGACUGGCAUAUUACUUCUGCAAUGGUACCUUGAGUAGAAUGCUAAUUCGAAGGUGAACGUUGCCCGUGUCUUACAGCUGAACACUCGAAGUGCAUGUUUGUACAGCGGUUCUGAAGUUUAAAAGCAGAACUGGAAUUUAAUCUGAAGUCAAAGGUUUUGGAGGAUGCUGUGCUCUUCACUGCAAAGAGUGUGUUGCUUCUGAGAACAAAGUUGUUUCUCUAGAUUCAUUCAUUUACAGCAAAGGUUCUCAAGCAGUGAGUUGCGGGUACAGCCAUCUCCCAGACCCCCUUCCCCUGUUGAUGGGUUCAGGUCCCCAUGUGGAUUGUUUGGUCCAGCAGCAGGCAGUUUUCCUAAUCCAUCCUCAUGACUGGACCAUUCACUCAGGACAUCAGUGAGGGUAACAUAUUCAUUGCAAGUUUGAUAUCCCUUUCCCAGGGCUGGGGCUUUCCAGACGUUUCAGCCAAUGUGGUCAAUGGUCAGGAAGGAUAGGAAUUUUAGUCUGAAACAUCCAGAUAGCGUCAUGAUGGGGAGUUCUGCCUUAAAAUAUAUUGUGAUUAAUAGCGGUUGAGAGUGAACCCCUGAUGAUAGGAAUAAUAAAAUAAGUAAUAACUAGGGAUAAGAUAAUAAGAUAAUAAAAAGUCAUUUACACACUUGCUUGGAAACAAGUCCCAUGGAACCCAGUUCAACUUACUUUUGAGUAGACAUGCAUAGGAUUGCAUUGUUAGAAGUCUCUUUUUGUAAACUGGCCACAGAUGAUGCUCUAUCAAUAUCGGUCAUUUUUCUCAGAACAUGCUAACUCUCCCCACCCCCACCCCCACCCCCAUUACCUAAGGACAUUAUUAAAAAUUAGAGGUUCUUCAUUGGUGUCCACCCUCUAACUGAGCAAAAUUAGCCAUAUUACCUUUGGUUCAAAAUCUGUUUUCAUAGGGUGCAAGGCAGGGCUUGAAGUAUUCCAGUGUCAAAGGUUGUACAUUUUCCCAUACAUUGUAGCCAAUCAUAGCAGUCUCAAGUUACUAUCACAUUUUUGUUUAUUCACUUUUAGCACAGCAGAUUACUCUGAGAAAGCUAUUGGUUGCUGCUUUAUCCAGCAAGAUGCAAGCUGUUAGCAGAUAGAUUUUUUGGGUGGUGGUGGGGGGUUUGGCAUCUUAUACUACAUUUGAAUCUCUAAACUGGAGUCAUCAUGGAAACAAUUUUGCAGUGAAAUAGCUUCAUUUAGAUAGGAACUUUGAAAAUUUGCUUCUGAGUACUGAGCUUCCAACACACACAUGGUCCCAACAAUGGAAAUCAUUAUGAUUAUGGAAAUCAUAGGGACAGUGGGAGUGAAAUCUACCAAGCAUUAUGGCUAUGUAAUCUCUUCCAUUCAUUGCAUUAGGAUUUGCAGGGGCCUUCUGUUCAACCUCAGUUAUAAUUAAGGGACGUUGCAUGGCAACAUUGCUUGGUGAAUUGUUCCCAUUGUUUCUAGACAGGUAGAGAGACUAGGAAUACUAAUUCCUUUGAACAAUAGUGUCCAGGAGGUAGGAGUGAUGGUCCUGAAUGGGGGAAAAAAGCAGAACCACUAUAAUCACAGAGAUCAGUGCAAAACCUAAACAAUUGGAUGUCAUCAUCUCCAUGGAGAUAAUUGCUGUGUUUGCAAAUAAAUCAACUCUCUCUCAAAAGAAAGAAUAGCUUCCCACAAAGAGCCUGCAGACAGUGCUUUUCAUAUAUAAGCAUGUUCAAAUGCGACACCUCCCAGACACCCAUUUUCAGUGCAUUGUACCCAGUGAUGUGCUUCCAUAUUAUGACAACUAAAGUUCCUUUGGGGGCACCUUUCUCUAGCUCAUUGUGUGAGGGAAGCUUGAGUGUAUUGCCAGUCUUGCCUUUUCAUACUGCUGCAAUGGCCAGAUUAUUUAAUAUCUUGAAGAGAAAAGCAUGGGCAUUUUUCAUUAAAUCAAGAAUGACCUUCCCGCCCCCCAGCUUUAACUCAACAGAUGCUGUGGACCAUAUGGCCCAGUUGCCCCUCGUUGAGAGAGACAUUUCGGAUUCAGCAAAGCACUGCGGCUUUCUAAGUGUUGGAAGGCUGUGCAAAUUGCAAGGUGUGAGCAGACAGUCUUUUGCAAAACUUGUCAAAAGGAACUAAGGCAACAUUUUAGAAUGUAAAUGAAUGCAGUGAUCCAAAUGAGAGACAUGCUAAGUUAGCACCUUUCAGUGGCACACUAUCCAAGUUCUGAAUUAUAGGCUUGUUGGUCUUGCCUUUGGGACCUAUGAGUGGAGUAGAGGUUAGAUCACUAACUCCAUGGAUCUAGGGGCUUUAAAAAAAAGUUGGCCAGGCAGUCUAAUCAAGACCCACGCUUGAGAAAACUAAUUCUCAGAACUUGUUGCAGCAUAAUCAUAUUUCAGUCAUACAUGACAAUAAUACUAUCUGAUUUUCAUGUUUCCAACACAGCAGACCAUUUCUAUAGCAUGUGCUUCAAUAGGACGUCUUCGUGCAUACCCAUGAAAUGUACCCCUUAGGCUGAAAUAGAUAUUACGGUUUAUUGUUGAUUAUUUCUACAGGACUCAGAGUGUACAGAAUGCUGUACCGUCGUCAUCUCAGCAACCUUGUAGGGCAGGUGUAGCCAACACGGUGGCCUGUAGAUGCUGUUGGACUACAACUCCCAUCAUUCCUGACCAUUAGCCAUGCUGGAUGGGGCGGAUGGGAGAUGCAGUCCAACAUUUGCAGAGCACCACAUUGGCUAUCCACGUUAGACCCUGUGGGGGCACUCAGAGAGAUUUAUAUUCAAGCAAGGAUUUGAACUUUGAUCCUCCACAGAUCAAAACCGCUAGUAGUGUUCCCUCUCAGAAUAUUCCAAGUCUUCCUAACCAAAUCAUCUCAUUCAGAAUGUUUUAAAACUAAAUUGAACUGCAAACUUACAAAGUAAGUUUUGCCAAGGCACGCUCUGGUGCCCUCAAGCUUUUCACGUGUUACUUACACAAAGCCCUUGCCAGGGUGCAGUCAAGCAGAAGUCAAUAAGGCUGCGCCUAUGCAGACUUACAUGGGAGAAAGCCUCAUUGCAUAUGGGCAUCCAUAGCAUUUUGGUUAGUCCCUCUGCAUUGCUCUUAGUGGGAUUUAGCCAUGCCUAACUGGCAGGGUUGCAUCUUUUAACUUCUGAUGGUGCCUCUCAUCUUCUGAACUAUCUGAACAUCUACAUCUUACACUGCGGAUGGCAUGUAUGUCACUUGCAGUUCUAUAUUAAAUCUUAAUUUACCUAAGACAUCCCUAUGACAUUCUUACAAAUCCUAGAACUCAACACACAGAUGAUGCCCUUCAAACAAGCCAGUACGUCUCCAGGCAGAGACUAUGUGGGGAGGGACAUUUAUACAAUCCCCAGGCACUACACUCUAGAUUGCCGUGGAUUUUAGGCUAUCUGUUAAAUUAUAUUUCUAAAUUGGUAGCAAACCGAAGGAUUUAAUAUCUCCACACACUCAUUACUCACAUGCACCAAGUAACUGUGCUGUAAAUAAUUGGAGAGAUCUGUUUAUAAAUUGCAGGAUUGGCUUCCAUGGAGAUUUUUCGAAAAACGUUGAACAGGUGUUAUUUUAGAAUGCUUACUAAAUACAGUGUUUUGUCUUAAAGCAUGGGUCCAAACUAGACCCACUGAGUAUUUGCAAGCUCUACUGAAUCUCCUCUGCUGUCCCAUACCUCUUAAUGUACAGGAACAUAGGAAGCUGCCUUUAUAUUAGUGGCAGACCACUGGUCCAUCUAGCUCAGUUUUGUCUACACUGACUGGCAGCAGCUCUCCAGGGUUUCAGGCAGGAGGCUCUCCCAGCCCAAACUGGAGGUGCCAGGGAUUGAACCUGGGAUCUUUUACAUGCAAGGCAGAUGCUCUACCACUAAGCUAUGGCCCUUCCCAGUAUAUCCUAUCUUAUUUCACAAUGGCCAGUAGGUUUCAGAGCCUUCUCCAGUCCCUACUUGUGCCAGAAAAUAAAUUAUACAGUAUCAAGAAUGGAUCAUUGGCAGAUGGCACUAGGAUUGCCAUACAACAUUUACCACUAGUAAGUGGUAUGUUACACCUGCCAGAAUUGAGAAGAAGGAAAUUUAAGCAGUGC